ACAUGACGUUACGUCACUAUUCAUAAUGGCGAACGUCAACAUGAUUGGAGCCAUAUCAUAACAAGGUACAAUAGUUCAAAUUAUUUCACACAAGUCAUUAGUGCCUUUUAUAUCAAACUGUCAGAAUGUCUAACUCACAGACAUCGUUGAUCGCCAGUCUUGUACACACUAUCAGUGCCCACACAUCUGAUAUUAACUGUGUAGCGUUUUCAACUGACAACAAACUUGCGACUAGCUCUGGUGACAAAACCACACGGCUUUGGGAUGUCAGUGAUUUCACUGAACUUCAAAGCUCUCCACUGUGUGGGCAUACCUAUUAUGUACACUGCUGUGCAUUUUCACCAUUUGGAACCACAGUAGCAACUUGCUCCACCGACGGUAAACUAAUUCUUUGGGAUGUGCAGAAGGGGAAAAAAUUGGCAAUAUUACAGCAUCAGAAACAGAGUGGUAUAAAGGUGUGUCAAUUUUCUCCGAACUCGAAAUAUUUGAUAUCAGGAAGUGAUGAUGAAACAGCGUGCUUGUGGAAUGUGCAACAACAAAAAUUGAUAAGGACCUAUUCUGAGCAUGACGCAUCAAUCGUGGGAUGUGCUUUCUCCCCAGACAGUAACUUCGUGGUGACCGGUUGUUCCAACGGUAACCUCCGAGCCUGGGACUCCAACUACGGACACUCCAAACAUUUGGCCUAUAUCCUGGAAGGUCACGACCUUGGGGUGACAUGUUGUAACUUCUCCCCCACCUAUGGGUCUGCCAGAGAAUCAUACAAAGAUGGCAGUGUCUGUUUCCUGUUAGCCACCUGUGGCCAGGACAGUCUGGUCAAACUCUGGGUGUUCACUACAGAACUGGGCAGUAGAACGGUCAAUUUGACCACAAUACACGAAAUGGUUGGUCACAGUGGACCAGUCAUGUCCUGUUGUUUCUCCCCGAACGGCCAGCUGCUUGCCUCCGCGUCAAUUGAUAAAACUAUCAGACUGUGGGACCCGGCAUCAGGAAGCUCACUACACAUUAUAUCUGGACAUUCACGAUACGUGACCUGCUGUGCCUUCUCUAGCGAUAGCCGUAUGCUGGCCUCUGGGUCCAACGACAAGACAGUCCUUAUAUGGAAGAUCACCACCCAGGGCGAGGCCAUCGAUAAUAUGGACUCUAACCCUGAGCGACGAGGUUUGUCCGAGCAGAGCUACAUGACAGUGAAGCCUAUAGCUCAGUGGACACUGGACGACGUCUGUAAUUGGUUGGUCACUAUCGGUAUGGGGCAGUAUGCCAACAACUUCAAGUCGAACGACAUUGACGGUACAGAGAUGGUCAACCUCAACAACGAAAUGCUCGUCUCUCUCAGAGUAGAUGCCCUGGGUCAUAGAAACAAGAUUCUGAGAGCGAUGAAGUGCAUCAGUGUGAAGAACGAACACCUGUUCAAGGAUCCUGAUGCUGGCAUUCCAGACGAGUAUUUGUGUCCAAUCACGAGGGAGGUGAUGAAAGACCCUGUUAUAGCCGAGGAUGGUUACACUUAUGAGCGGGCCGCCAUAACAGCGUGGACGUCCAAGGGCAAGGACAGGAGUCCAAUGACCAACGCUGUACUGUCCACCAAACAACUCACUCCAAACCGCAGCCUAAAGAUGCUCAUACAACGUCACUUCAACGGCUGACCACGCUAGCUUGACUAUAAUUUACAAUAUACUCUGGACCAGUUAUUUCUCUUGAAUUUAUUUUUCAUGGUCCCAGGAAUUCCGAUGGACCAGCUUUUUCUCUUAAUUUUGUUUUCAUGGUCCCAGGAACUCCCAGGUCUUUCAACUUGAGAGUCCCUUUCUGGAAUACUGGAGUCCUGUCCAAGUCCUGCUGGUUUCUCUCCGAGUCACGGUGCAGACAGGGUAACUGUUGUGUAAAUAUUCUGGACUGUAGUCAUGGUAACUGAUGUGUGCAAAAAAAUAUGUAUUUGUGUCGAGAGGUAAUUUAUACAGCUUUAAUGCUUGUUUUUUAAAUCCAAAUCUCUCAUGAAGUAAAACCUCGUUAUACUGCCACCACUUGUCAAGAUAUAAAUUUGGCACUAUAAAGGGGUCUGGCGAUAAAUUGAGGGAAAAGUUUAGGGGAAAUCUGAAGAAAAACAAGAAAAAGGGACAUUGAAUUACAUUGGCAG
Molecule: messenger RNA, 2128 nt
Organism: Mizuhopecten yessoensis (Yesso scallop)
Lineage: Eukaryota; Metazoa; Mollusca; Bivalvia; Pectinida; Pectinidae
Product: WD repeat, SAM and U-box domain-containing protein 1-like
Exons: 12
Coding region: 126-1640 (504 amino acids)
Biological process (GO): protein ubiquitination
Molecular function (GO): protein binding; ubiquitin-protein transferase activity
Source: RefSeq, a predicted model, not a curated record